GGCAGGUCUGUGAUUUGUUGUUAUAUUUUGUAUCACUAGGUAGAUUAGCCGAAAGGGCUUUUACAACAAAAAUCAAAGUAUUGUCUCUAGUGCAAAUCGUAUGGCGAUAUAUACAAUGGUAACGGAUGCCAUCACCCAGUACACUGGACUAUCACCGGCGGCGUUUUUCACCAUAUCGGCGAUGAUGUUGGUGGUGUAUAAAGUUGUCUCCGGCAUGUUUGUGGCGGCGGAUGACUACAUGGCUGUUAAACGUGAACAGGAAUACGUACAGCGUGAACCAGUCCAAGUAGGAAACAUCACGGAGGACGAAUUGAGACCUUACAACGGUUCUGAUCCUAGUAAACCCUUAUUGAUGGCCAUUAAAGGAAAGAUCUACGAUGUUUCUCGCUCCAGGAUGUUCUAUGGUCCUGGAGGACCAUACGCGUUGUUUGCUGGUAGGGAUGCUAGCCGAGCUUUAGCUCUCAUGUCAUUUGAGGCAUCUGAUCUUACUGGGAACAUUGAGGGUCUGAGUGCAUCUGAGCUUGAAGUUCUGGAAGAUUGGGAAGCUAAGUUUGAGGAGAAGUAUGUGAAGGUUGGGCAGCUAGUCUCAGAAGAAACAACAUCAACCGGUGUUACCCAGGAUCAGACUAAAGUAGAGUAGCUGCAUAACUGUAGAUCGUAUGUACCAUUUCAAAAAUAUAAUUGGUUUUAUGUGAAUUACAAGAUCUAUGACACUUUGUAACUCAAAACUUGUGUAAAAAUUCUGUAACCUCAUUUUUGGUUUGUUGGAUAUAUA
This is a messenger RNA of Lactuca virosa, 775 nucleotides long. Lineage: Eukaryota; Viridiplantae; Streptophyta; Magnoliopsida; Asterales; Asteraceae. The record is from the annotation of a GenBank genome assembly.